Teleopsis dalmanni is the source of this 1162-nucleotide messenger RNA. RefSeq lists its product as uncharacterized. The record is from RefSeq and is a predicted model, not a curated record. The transcript is spliced from 3 exons. The coding region runs from base 23 to 883 and encodes 286 amino acids. Lineage: Eukaryota; Metazoa; Arthropoda; Insecta; Diptera; Diopsidae.
CUCUAUUUAUUGGUUUUGAGUGAUGUCAAUCACUGAUCUACCGCCUUUACCAAAAAGUCUCAGCGGCGUUAAUAAAAUGCUUGGAUCUGAUUCCGGUUUAAUUAGCGAUGCCGAUAUUGAUACGUGCUCGGAGAAUAACAACAACAAAAGCAAAGUACAUACAAGCCAAAAAGAUGAUGCCAAUCUAAGUAGUAAUACUAGCAAUCUCCAAACGAAUACAGCCAAUAUAAGCUUAAUUAGUAAAACAAAAAGCGAUGAACAAAAUGAAAACAAUAACGAGUCGACCUUAUCGAUAUCACCACCAGAAACGGCCACUGGAAAUACUUUAGAUAAGCAAUUAGCCACGCUGAGAAAGGAAAUGUAUGGCUUACGUCAAUUGGAUCUCUCCUUACUGUCUCAACUAUGGGCGCUUAACGAUUCCAUACAGGAAUUUCGCACUAUAAUACAAGAACAAGAUCAAGAAGAUUCGUUCUCACAUUCUCCGUCGCCCGCAUCAUAUGACUCAGCCUCUUCGGAAGGUGAUGAUGAAAUGCUAGCCGCUCAACGUAGUGCUGGUGCGAUACCAAAAAUCAUAACAACGCAACCAAAAUUAAAGAAAUCAAAUUCCAGUAAAUCUGCAAAUAUGGACAGAAAUCGUCCCAUUUCACCAACUUUCACAACUCAACUAAAUUCCGCAGAUACACAAACACAGGCAAACAAGGCAAAUUUAAAUAUGCCAUUUUAUGCCACAGCAAUACAGUCGCAAUGGCAACCUCAGCAACAACAACAACAGAAGCCGCCAAUACCGAAACCACUCGAUUUGAAACCAGUGCCACGCAUGCGCAGCGCACCGCCACCACCACCUACAGUUCGGAAAGCAGCAGCACCGCCACGCCCUACAUGAUAUUAUCUAACGGACUUCCUCGCCGGAGUCAAGAUGGUCAUGUGUAAAGUAUUUGUUGGUGAUGUAGCUGCUGCUCAGAUAUCUGAUAAUGAAUGAUCAUUGUUGGUGCAAUGCAAAGUUGGCAGCAGCAGCAGCAGCAGCUUGUCACGUGGCGGGGAAUUUCGUAUGCGGGCUAAGAGCUAAGGUUGACCAUCCAUAGUUUUAGUAAAAUGCAAUUUUCAAUAAUUUUUUAACUUAUAAAUGCAAUAAUUAUAUAUCAAAGACAUUUUACAUUUAUAA